CGCAGUGAGCUAACAUGGCUGAGGUAUAGCGAAGAGUGGUCCAGACCAGCCUUACGAAAGUACGAUGUACAGAAGGUAUACUUAGCUAAGAACGUUUCGAGAAACACGCCGAAGCGUUAAGGUAGAUCUUAAUGUAGCUACAACUUACGAACGAGUUUGUUGUAUCAGUUUGAUAAUAUCCGGGUAUGUAUUCGAUGUCAUGAGUUUCAUCUGUAAACCCAGCAAUGACGUCCGUUUUAAUCGUAAAUAGAAACCUAAGAAUCAUUUAAAAACGGUGCUUCCUGGGCUCUGACUUUAACAGCAAUUAGCCUACCGAGGAGCAUUCGGUCCAACUGCAAUAUAAAAGGAAACUGCAUGCUUAUGUGUCUUUAUACAUGUCUGGUAGCGGAGGCCAACGAGGGGUCAGGCUGACCCAACACCAGGGCCAUGGCAGACCUUCAAGCCGAGGAUCGCGCGAGAAAGAGGAACACUGGGGAACCGAAGCCCCUAAUGGCCACUCUCAGAACAAGGGGGGAAGGGGCAGGUUGCAGUCCCGUAGCAGAAAGGUGGAGGCAGGUGGAAGCUCGCGAUGGAGAGGGGAACACAGCAAGCAAACGGCCCUGUUUCAGCACUGUCCACCUCCAGCAGGAGCAGAUGUGCAAAUCCAGGAGACAGUAAGGCCUGUAAGGCCAGCAGGAGAGGAGGCCACAACAGAUCUCUGGGACAGACUGAAAAACCUUUCUCUCCAUCCCAUGAAAAAUCCAUCCAGAAUCCCGGCAGUAGGUGUACCCAAGUCCCAAGGAAAUCCGAGACCUCCAAAUGGCACCAAAGGCUGCAGUGCUACAAAGAAUGAGCACAGCUCACACAGGGGCCAGCUUGGUCCAUCAAACAGAACAAGCCAGCCCAACCUGUUUGAACUUAGUCAUCGCUUACAGAGCCGUGAACAUAGGCCCAGGAGGGGUGAGACGCCCCAGGACCCUGAUCACAAGCCCACCCAUAGGUUAGACUUCCGCUCCCUGGAAAAGAUCCUGCAGAUGGAGCCCUCAGAGGUAGUGAUGAAGCUGGCUGCUCCAGGGAGCGGCCUGAAGGAACUCCUUAACAGGAAGAACACCACAGACAGGCUGACCCAUAUUACCCUGGAUGUCCUCAGUAAGGCCCGCAACUGCCGGACCAAAAGUUAUAACUUGCAGCACCUCCUCUCUGAGGUUAAGGACUCCCAGUUCCUAAAGGGCACCAUCCCCAUGUUUGUAAAGACUCUAGGAGCAACAUUAGGCACAAAUGACCAGGGCAGGAGGGGUCAGAAUAUAGCAAGAUUCAAGCAGAUUAUUGACCUGCACAUCACUCUGAUGAGCGUGUUUCCAUCCAGUACCAUCAAUGCCCUCCACCUCACCCAGCUGCAGAAGGUGGGUGUUACCAUUGGGGAGGAUGUCUAUAAGAGCCUUGGGAAGCUCCAGAACAUGGCAGCCCACCUGCAGGAGAAUAAGCAAGAUGGCACUCUAUGGUCAGACACCUACUCCUUUCUGCCGGGCAGACUGGAGGAGAGUGUGGGUGACUUCAGGCUCAUGUCCGUCUUCCCCACAUAUGAGGAUGUGCAUACCACCAAGCUGCCGUUCCUGAGGCCCAACAUCGUGGAGGAGAAGUUCAAAGAUGGCGAGACCUACCUGGACACACAUUUCCGCCUGCUCCGGGAGGACUUCAUCAAACCCCUGAGGGAUGGGAUCUCCCAACUCCUCCACUUCAAGGGGAAGGACCUUCGGCAGGGACGUUUCGAUGACAUUCGUAUCUACUUCAAUGCACAAAUAAUAACCCCAGUGUGCACACCAAAGGGAAUCCUUUACAUGGUAAAAUUUGACAAGAAGAACUUGAAAAUUGUCAACUGGGAGAGCUCCAAGAGGCUGCUGUUUGGAGCGCUGGUGUGCCUGUCCAUGGACAACUUCCAGACAAUGAUUUUUGCCACUGUGGCCAACCGGGAUGUGAAAGACCUCCAGAAGGGUAUUACCGCUCUCUUUUUCACUGAAGAAAGCAGGAGUAAACUGGCAGACAUGUCUCCAAAUGAUGUGUUCCUCAUGGUGGAGAACAUGGCAUUUUUCGAAGCUUACCGUCAUGUCCUGGAGGGCCUGCAGGAGAUGUCCAUAGAGGACUUUCCCAUGCAAAGGUACAUCGUCAGCUGUGAGAAAGACAUAUCCCCCCCAAAAUACGUUCUUGCUCAUCGGCAUGGCUAUAGCCUGGAGGCUCUGAAGAACAAUAACCAGCUGAAAACACAGUCAUUACAUAUGAAGCAAAGGCCUUUCUUUUCAGCCAUGGCGAUGGAUUCCAAACACACCACAAGAAGGCAUACCGUGAGAGAUAUCCUGAACUUCAGUGACUGGCCCAGUAAAGAAAUGCUUGGACUGGACGAGUCACAGAUGAAGGCAGUGCGGCUGGCCCUCACCAAGGAGCUUGCCAUCAUUCAAGGCCCACCAGGAACAGGAAAGACUUUUGUUGGUCUGAAAAUUGUCAAGGCUCUUCUGGACAAUGCUGACAUGUGGCGUUCAACAGCAGGCUCUCCUAUCCUGGUUGUCUGUUACACAAACCAUGCACUGGAUCAAUUCCUGGAAGGCAUUCUCAAGUUCAUGAGUAAAUCCUCAGUGUUGGUGCGAUUGGGAGGGAGAAGCACAAACGAUGCCUUAAAGAAGCUCUCUCUGACUAACCUGAGGAACCAAGGAAAGUUUUGGCAGAACCUGCCGGGUCAUCUGAGAACCAUGAAGUUCAAGCUCAAGGAAGAAAGAAAAAUUCUGGAGGGCAAAAUUGAAAGUUUGGCGGCCAUGUUUGCAAGCUCAGCUAAGGGAGUUAUACACGAGAGUGUGCUGAAAGAAUACAUACUCUCUCUCCAUGGUGUGACGCUUGGACGACAGCUUGGCAGAGGAGGAGGGUCCUGUAGAAGAAAGGCUCAGUCACUGAUGCUGGAUUGGCUGGGAAUUUCCUUGUCGACUCACAGCUCCAGGACAAUUGGGUGGGAUGAACAGGUCAGCUGGGAGGAGGCCAGCUGCACAGUGGAUGACCUUGCAAGAGUGACAGAAGUUCUCUCUUUAGGGCCAUUGGACAGUGGAGACUCUGCAAGCGAUGUAACCGAGGGAGAUGGAGACGUGGCCAAUCUGCUCCAAGUGACAGAAGAGGCGGAAAAGAUGCAGGCUGAGAGAAUUAUGGAGGGGGACGACAUGCAGAAGCACAUCCACAGCGCCCUCAAGAGGAGGGAGGCCAGAGAGAGGGAGGACCUCGCCUUUGUGUUAAAGGACAAUGAUGAGCCAGAGGAGGAUGGUGAUGAGGGGUGGGAGAUAACCCGAGCAAUGAAGAAGAAGCUGAAGAAUGUGGUAAAGCAGGAACUUGAGAAAACGGACCACAUGCUAGAGGAGAGUGCAAAGCGGAUCCGAGAUCUCUGGGCCGUGCCUGAAAAGCAACGCUGGCAUCUCUAUAGACUCUGGCUGUCAAAAUACCGCAGAAACCUAAGGGUCAAGAUUCUUAGUCAUGAGAAUGAGUACCAGAGCAUUGUGCACCGCAUGGAUGAGCUGAGGCAGCUGGAGGACAAAACUCUUCUCAGGAGUGCCAGCGUCAUCGGAAUGACAACCACAUGUGCAGCUCGUUGCAGACGGGUUCUGCAGGACAUCCAGCCCAGGAUAGUUGUGGUGGAGGAGGCAGCUGAGGUUCUGGAAGCCCACAUCAUUACCACGCUCACCUCUGCCUGCCAGCACCUCAUACUGAUCGGAGACCACCAGCAGCUCCGCCCCAGCACUGCAGUGUAUGAGCUCGCAAAGGACUUUAACUUGGAAGUGUCCUUGUUUGAGCGUCUCGUUCAUAUGGACGUGCCUUAUGUCAGACUGGACUACCAGCACCGAAUGCGUCCUGAGAUUGCAAAGCUGUUGACACCACACAUCUACGACAAACUGAAAAACCACUCCUCUGUUCAUCUGUAUGAAAAUAUUAAGGGAGUAACAACAAAUGUGUUCUUUGUGGAUCAUGAGCAUCUGGAAGAGAACAUCCAAGAAGGCCAUAGUCACCAGAACAUGCAUGAGGCCACCUUUGUGAAAGCUCUCUGCCACUACCUGAUGUGCCAGGGCUAUAAGCCCUCCCAGAUCACCAUCCUCACCACGUACAAUGGCCAGCUCUCCUGUCUGAAGAAGAUCAUGCCCAAGAGCAUAUUUCAGGGUGUCAACCUCUGUGUGGUAGACCGCUACCAGGGUGAGGAAAAUGACAUUGUGAUACUCUCCUUAGUCAGGAGCAACAAGGAACGGAGGGUGGGCUUCCUGAAAAUCCCCAACCGGGUGUGCGUGGCUCUGUCGAGAGCCAGGAAGGCCCUGUUCUGUAUCAGUAACAUGACCAUGCUCUCCUCAGUCCCUCUGUGGAGCAAAAUCAUGGCUGUGCUGAGCCGCAACCAGCAGAUUGGCAAGGCUCUGAUGCUGCGGUGUGAGAACCAUCCUGCCACCAUCACAGAGGUGUCCAAGCAGGAGGACUUCCUCAAGGUGCCGCUUGGUGGCUGUGGUGUGCCCUGUGAGUACCGGCUGGACUGUGGCCAUGUCUGCACCAGGCUAUGCCACCCAACCGACUCAGACCACAAACUGUUCAAAUGCACAAAGCCCUGCACCAAGACCCUGUGCCAGGACGGGCACAGGUGCCCCAAGAAGUGCUCCGAAGAGUGUGGUGAGUGCCAGGUGAUCGUCACCAGGACGAUGCCCAAAUGUGGCCACGAGCAGGAGGUUCCCUGCUCGCAUUCUCUCGACAGUUUCAUUUGCCAGGUCCCCUGCAACAAGAUGCUGCAGUGUGGUCACCUAUGUGUCCGUGGCUGUGGGGAGUCCUGCACCGAAAACUGUCCCCAAAGAGUGACGGUCCCUCUGGACUGUGGCCACCAGAGAGUCAUGCAGUGUCACGUGAAGCAAGAGGUCGAUAAUAACCAGGAGCAGGUUAAGUGCUGGAAGAAAUGCGAUGCAGAGCUUGAGUGUGGACACAUCUGCUUGGGCAGCUGUUUUCAGUGUGCAGGGGGCAGCAUGCAUCUUCCAUGCGCCUCUCCUUGCAACACUCAGUUGAUCUGCUUCCACCGGUGCCAGCAGGUAUGCAAGCAGGGAUGCAUGCCCUGCAGUAAGCCAUGUGAAACCCAAUGCUACCACCGAAAAUGCCCAAAGCUGUGCUCAGAGGCCUGUCCACCAUGCACUGACCCCUGUGGCUGGCGUUGCAAGCACCACGAAUGCACUCGCCUGUGCCACGAGCCAUGUGACAGACCACCAUGCAAUGUUGCCUGCUACAGAAAGCUGAAAUGCGGACAUUCCUGCAUUGGUAUGUGCGGGGAGCCCUGCCCAAAUAAGUGUCGUGUCUGCAAUGCUGAUGAGGUUCUCAAGCUGUUCGUCAGCAGUGAGGCCAACCCCAAGGCCCGCUUCGUGCAGCUGGCUGACUGCAACCACAUCUUUGAGGUGACGGGGUUCGACUCCUGGAUGGCAUCGCCAGAGGAAAAUGGGGCCAUCAGACAAAAGUCCUGUCCCAAGUGCCAGACCCCCAUCCGAAGGAGUGUGCGCUACAAUGCUAUCAUUAAAAGUGCACAGCUGGACAUGGAGACAAUGAAGAAGAAAGCCGCAGUGAUGUUGGUGGAGCAUAUUCAAAGUACCGUGAAGGAGAAAGAGAAGAAGGGGAUAAAAUCUCCAGAAAUCGCGCCUCUGCUUUCUAAGUUAACAGGUGCUGACUUGGGAAGAGUGGCGUUACUCGGUGAGCAGAUUACACUCCUCUCACAGCUGGCAGAAAUAGAAUGGAAUGUAAUGAUGGACAUGCCAUUGCGCCAUCGGAUAACGAUAGACCAUGCGGUGCAUCUUUGCAUUAAAAAGGUUGCCACGGCCAAACCCACACAGGUGUCCGAGUGUCAGACAGAAGUGAAACGGAUCUUGUGUCUGGCCGAAGCAUAUGGAUUAGCAGCUAUCUAUUCAAAACCUCGACAUCCUGUAUUUUUUGCCAACUGGCUCACUCCAGAGCAACUGCAGGGAGUAAUUUCUAAGUUGUUGGCCAACAAGCCCCCAUUGAGCAAUCCUGAUUUGAAAAAUAUGCAAGAAGUUCUCAAUGGUAUUGCAAAGGAGAUUAGCCCAUCCACAAAAUGGAAGAUGCUGGAGGACACAACGGAUGUCUCAACUGUCCUCAGUUGCAAAUUUCUGAAACUUGCCCAUUGGUUCAAGUGUAGCAGAGGACACGUAUACUACAGGGAAAGUGCUGACACCAAUAGCCAGAGUGAAUUGUGCCCAGAGUGUCUGACAGAGUGAGCGAGCUCACUGCAUUGCAUUAUAUGAGGUCUGCCUUAACUGAGAAUUACUAAUAGUUCACAUAGACAAAUUUUUCAUCAAAGUCGGGUUUUCUGUUGCUUAAGCGUAAACAGUAUUAUUUGUUAGUUUAAUCAUUUUGGAGUGCCUUAAAUUUAUUUCUUAUGACCUGUGAUAUCUUUGUGGGCCUAAUCUUUUAAAAUUCAAGGCCAAUCUUAUUUGCAUGCAUUUUCUGCUUGGUUACUGGGAGGUAAUAGUUACAGUAUUAAGGCUUGGACUAGUAUCACUGUAGGUAUUAGGAAGCUGUUUCUUUUUUCAUGCCGCUUUUGUUUUACGUUGUAUUCUCUCUUCUCUCUUCUUUUGAACAUACCCCUUCUUUUGGACAUAUAUAAUGUCAUUUAAUAAUUUUUAAUAAAAAAAAACCCAAAAGUAUAUAUCUAUAUUGUUACAAUUACAGCAUAUUUAGUAAUCAUUAAUGUUACCCAUACUGGCUUUAUAUCAGGGAAUAUGGAGAAUAGUAAUCCAUAACACUAACCCAUGUCAGUUCAAUAUACGCUCACUGAGCAUUUUAGGUAGACCUGUACACCAGCUUGUUAAUGAAAAUAUUUAAUCAGCCAAUCAUGUGGCAGCAACUAAAUGCGUAAAAGCAUGCAGAUGUGGUCAAGAGAUUCAGCUGUUUUUGUAUGCAUUUAUGCUCAUGAUGAAAAGUGAGUACUGUAGGUCUGUUCCGUACAUCUGUUCCGACACCAAUCUGUAAACCAUAUUCAUGCCAUAUACAAAAAAUAAAAACAUUACAAGAAAU
Molecule: messenger RNA, 7047 nt
Organism: Conger conger (European conger)
Lineage: Eukaryota; Metazoa; Chordata; Actinopteri; Anguilliformes; Congridae
Product: NFX1-type zinc finger-containing protein 1-like
Exons: 18
Coding region: 375-6248 (1957 amino acids)
Biological process (GO): regulatory ncRNA-mediated heterochromatin formation
Cellular component (GO): nuclear RNA-directed RNA polymerase complex
Molecular function (GO): helicase activity
Source: RefSeq, a predicted model, not a curated record